CCUCUGCUCGCUCCAGCUGCCUGGCAGUCCCCACCUAGGGCAAGCUGCCCACGCCGUUACCUGGUCCAACUCCCCGGGAGGCUCCGCGGGUCGCCUCCGCUCUGCAGCUGCGCCUCUGAGCUGUCCAGCAGGCUCAGGCUGUGACUCCAUCCUCCAAGUACCAUGAGGGGCCUUCUUUGCUGGUCACUGUCUGUGCUGCUGCUCUUUCUCCAGCCCUGGGAAACUCAGCUCCAGUCCACAGGUCCUAGGUGCGACACUGGGCCUCUGGAUUUGGUGUUUGUGAUUGACAGCUCCCGAAGCGUGCGCCCCUUCGAGUUCGAGACCAUGCGGCAGUUCCUAGUGGGUCUCCUCCGGAGCCUGGACGUGGGACCCAACGCCACGCGCGUCGGCGUGAUCCAGUAUUCUAGUCAAGUGCAGAGUGUGUUUCCGCUUGGCGCCUUCUCGCGCCGCGAGGACAUGGAGCGCGCGGUCCGCGCCUUGGUGCCGCUAGCGCAGGGCACCAUGACCGGGCUGGCCAUCCAGUACGCCAUGAACGUGGCCUUCAGCGAGGCCGAGGGCGCACGCCCGCGGGAGGAGCGCGUGCCGCGGGUCCUCGUCAUCGUAACCGACGGGCGACCUCAGGACCGGGUGGCCGAAGUGGCGGCGCAGGCGCGGGCCCGCGGCAUUGAGAUUUACGCGGUGGGGGUGCAGCGAGCGGACGUGGGCUCUCUGCGCGCCAUGGCCUCGCCGCCGCUGGACCAGCACGUCUUCCUGGUUGAGUCCUUCGACCUCAUCCAGGAGUUUGGCUUGCAGUUCCAGGGCUGGCUGUGCGGAAAGGACCUGUGUGCUGAAUGGGGACAUGGCUGCCAACACCAUUGUGUCAACGCUCCAGGAACCUUCUACUGCACCUGUAACUCUGGGUACAAGCUAGCUGCAGAUAACAGGAACUGUUUGGCCAUUGACCCGUGUGCGGAAGGAACCCAUGGCUGUGAGCACCACUGUGUCAAUUCCCCAGACUCCUAUUUCUGCCGCUGUCGACCUGGCUUUGCACUCCAGCAGGACCAGAGGAGCUGCAGGGCCAUUGACUACUGCAGCUUUGGAAACCACAGCUGCCAGCACGAGUGUGUGAGCACCCUCCUGGGGCCACAGUGCCACUGCAGAGAGGGCCACGACCUGCUGCCUGAUGGGAGGAGCUGUCAGGUCAGGGACCUUUGCAAUGGUGUGGACCAUGGCUGUGAGUUCCAGUGUGUAAGUGAGGGCCUCUCCUACCGCUGCCUGUGCCCUGAGGGGAGGCAACUUCGGGCAGAUGGCAAGAGCUGUGACCGGUGCCGGGAAGGCCAUGUGGAUCUGGUUCUGCUCGUGGAUGGCUCCAAAAGUGUGCGCCCACAGAACUUUGAGCUGGUGAAGCGCUUCGUGAACCAGAUCGUGGACUUCCUAGAUGUGUCCCCUGAAGGCACACGCAUAGGGCUAGUGCAAUUCUCAAGUCGGGUACGCACAGAGUUCCCGCUGGGUCGUUAUGGCACGGCAGCAGAGGUGAAACAGGCCGUCCUGGCUGUGGAGUACAUGGAACGUGGCACUAUGACAGGACUGGCACUGCGCCACAUGGUGGAGCACAGCUUCUCCGAGGCGCAGGGCGCACGGCCUCGUGACCUCAAUGUGCCUCGCGUUGGCCUGGUGUUCACCGACGGCCGCUCUCAGGAUGACAUUUCGCUGUGGGCAGCUCGCGCCAAGGAGGAAGGCAUCGUCAUGUACGCUGUGGGCGUGGGCAAGGCGGUGGAGGAGGAGCUGCGCCAGAUCGCCUCUGAACCAGCAGAGCUGCACGUGUCCUACUCUCCGGACUUCAGCACCAUGACGCACCUGCUAGAGAAUCUCAAGGGCAGCAUCUGCCCAGAAGAGGGCAUCAGUGCGGGGACAGAGCUUAGGAGCCCCUGCGAAUGCGAGAGCCUCGUGGAGUUUCAGGGCCGCACGCUGGAGGCACUGGAGAGUUUGACGCAGAACCUGGCCCAGCUGACAGAGCGCCUGGAGGAUCUGGAGAACCAGCUGGCUAACCACAAGUGAGGGCCGCUGGGGACGUGGCCCUCGAAUGAUAUCCGAGCACCAGCGCGGGGCAGAGCCCGAACAUCUCACAGCUUGGAUGUCCUGGAGGAGGAGCUGGCGGGUUCCCAGCGCUGCCUGGGACAGCUCGCCUGGACCAAAAGCCAGACUUCGCGGGGGCGAGGGAGAGGUGGUGAUGGGGAAGGCGGUGCUGGACUGGCGCGCCCUCGCCUGGUGCUGCGCUUAGUUCUUUGUCGGAUUUCUUUUUUUGUUUUCCUUUUCUAAAAAAAAAAAACAAAACCGUUUUCCACGGGA
Messenger RNA from Nannospalax galili (Upper Galilee mountains blind mole rat), 2328 nucleotides. RefSeq names its product matrilin 4 (gene Matn4). The transcript is spliced from 11 exons. Gene Ontology annotation, molecular function: calcium ion binding. Lineage: Eukaryota; Metazoa; Chordata; Mammalia; Rodentia; Spalacidae. Bases 163 to 2037 code for a protein of 624 amino acids. The record is from RefSeq and is a predicted model, not a curated record.